AUGGUUGACAAACUUUCAACUGAUUCGACAAGAGUCUCAGUCAAAGAUAUGGGGAAGAGCUCCGUAGAACAGGUAGUGGAUGGAUGGCUUUUCCAACUCGAACACAUCAAAACAUUCGCUCAACUUGAUAUCAAUCCGGUCGAUCCCUACCAGAAAGCCCUGUCCAUCUUCCAGGACUUCACUAAUUCGGUCGUCCAUGCUCUCAAGGCGCAUAAUCAUGAGGUUAUCGAGCUUGUCUUCGAAGGUGCGCUCAGAAACAUCUAUGAGGGACUUCCAGUGUUCAAUGCGCGGAACGAAUACAGCCAGUUUCUAGGAUGGGUCAAGGAUGCAACUCUCAAGCACCCAUUUCGUCGAACAGCAAAGCAGCACCAGUGGCUACAAAUUGUGCAGCUGCAGAAAGAUGACAACCCCAUGUCUAUCGCUAGCAAAAUCCUCUAUGCGGUGGCAGAGAUUCCAAACUGGCAAGAACGUGCAUACGAUCCCGAGAACCUAGUCAAAGAUCCCGAGGCACUAUAUUUCCUCAAACAAAAGAACGGCAUCAAAACUGUAGCCACAGAGGCAGCCGGAAUCGACGACAAUUGUACGAUCUGCACCAAUACCUUCAACGACACCUCGUAUGCGCCUCAGCGCGCGCCUUGCGGACACGUACUGUGUAGUUCUUGCUUCAAGAAGUGGCUCCUUGAGUCCAAGGGUUUGUACACAUGUCCUCUGUGUCGUGCAUGUGUCAUAUGUGGUGAGAAUGACUGCAAACAUCACGCGGUCUAUCAGGAUCAAGCGCCUCCAGUCCCUUUAGCAUACAUUCUAGAUGCAUUACUCCCCGAGAAGGCAGGUGUAAGCCUGCAUGGAAUCUUGCCUAUACUGUACUGGGAGCUACGUGAGGAAACAAGGCACGAUCGGGGUACGUUGGCAUAUAUUGAGGCGAUAUUGGGAGCACAUGGCCAUCAGCUAGACGAUGCGUGGCAGGCUUUGUUGGCACGUGAUGUUGAAGAAGUGCGGGGAAAGAUCAAGUCAGUGCUCGUAGGGAAGAUGCGGAGUGAGGCAAUCUAG
This is a messenger RNA of Dothidotthia symphoricarpi CBS 119687, 1047 nucleotides long. RefSeq lists its product as uncharacterized. The transcript has a single exon. The record is from RefSeq and is a predicted model, not a curated record. The coding region runs from base 1 to 1047 and encodes 348 amino acids. Lineage: Eukaryota; Fungi; Ascomycota; Dothideomycetes; Pleosporales; Dothidotthiaceae.